Cyprinodon tularosa is the source of this 1557-nucleotide messenger RNA. Its product is annotated as carbohydrate sulfotransferase 6-like. The transcript has 2 exons. Gene Ontology annotation, cellular component: Golgi membrane. Gene Ontology annotation, molecular function: N-acetylglucosamine 6-O-sulfotransferase activity. Gene Ontology annotation, biological process: sulfur compound metabolic process; carbohydrate metabolic process; N-acetylglucosamine metabolic process. Bases 323 to 1522 code for a protein of 399 amino acids. Lineage: Eukaryota; Metazoa; Chordata; Actinopteri; Cyprinodontiformes; Cyprinodontidae. The record is from RefSeq and is a predicted model, not a curated record.
GCCCCUCCUGGAAGUUUUUCGGUUUUCCAUUUCCCAUCUUAGACUUAGGAGAAAUUUCUCAUGACCCGCCUCUCCCUUCCACCCAUCAGCCCAAGUCCAGCCCCCUGCCCAUUCGGUCCAGGGUCGCAGAACCUCUCGGACACGUCCCAGAGAGCUGCGUGCUUACUGCAGCGGAGAGCGGAGGAACACACCGCGGGGCGGAGGGAUACAGAGAGCCGAGGGACGACCCCCGCAGAAAAACAGCGAGACGGGGAAACACUCCGAGAGAAGAGCAAAAAAUCUGAUGGUCUUCUGCACCUGAAACCUGCAGUGAUCUCCAGCCAUGAGUCCCCACUGCAGAGUUAACUUCAACACUAUGAUUCUCCUGGUUGUCCUGCAAGGGGCAGCAGUGGUAAUGUUCUGCAACUGGUACAUCCAGUUAAGCCCCUGUGACUCUGUUCCCCCUAAAGGCAAAAUUCAUGUGUUGCUGCUGUCGUCAUGGCGAUCAGGUUCAUCCUUCCUGGGUCAGGCUUUCAGUCAGCACCCAUCUGUUUUCUAUCUCAUGGAGCCCGGUUGGCACGUGUGGACCAAACUGCAGAAACCUGGUGCACGAGUUCUUCGUAUGGCUGUGAGGGAUCUGAUGCGGAGCUUGUACCAGUGUGACUUCUCAGUAAUGGAUGCCUACAUGCCGGAAAACUACAAUGUUUCCACCUUGUUCAUGUGGUACCAGAGUCGGGCGCUGUGCUCGCCCCCAGCCUGCCCCCUCACACCACGCACACAGAUAAGCAAUGAGACUCAGUGCCAAAAAAAAUGUGAUUCUUCAGGUUUUCAGAAGGUGGAGGAGGCAUGUCACACUUACAGUCAUGUGGUUCUAAAAGAAACUAGAUUUUUUGAGCUGGAGUCUCUUUAUCCUCUUCUGCAAGAUCCCAACCUGGACCUCCGCAUCAUUCACCUCAUUAGAGACCCCCGGGCCGUGAUGAGGUCGAGAGAGGAAUCAGCCAAAGCCUUUGACCGAGAUAACGCCAUUGUCCUGGAGCAGAGAAACGUUCCAGCAGCCAACGUGCAGUAUGAAGUCAUGCAGGAGAUUUGCAGGAGCCAUGUUCGGAUCAAUGAAAGGGCGAUGCAGAAGCCUCCUCCGUUUCUGAAGGGUCGCUACAAAAUGAUCCGGUAUGAAGACGUUGCACGCAACCCUUUGAAGGAGAUCAAUGAUAUUUAUGACUUUGUAGGUUUAGAGAUGACCGGUGAGAUGGAGGAAUGGAUCUACAGAGUAACCCACGGAAAGGGGAAAGGCAGCAGGAAAGAGGCUUUUCAGAUCACCUCUAGGAAUGCUGCUGAUGUCUCCCAGGCAUGGCGCACCUCGCUUCCCUAUAACAAGGUCAAACGCGUUCAGGAGAUUUGUAAAGGGGCCAUGUCACGCCUCGGUUAUAGGACUGUUGACAGCGAUAAAGAGCAGAAGAGACUGGACAUAGAUCUGCUGGUUCCACAGGAACCAUAUGAGUUCAGCUGGGUUCCUGCUAAAACUCAACUCUCAGGAAACAGCUAGAGUCUGUCAGUUAGAUCAUUGCCAGACUAGUUAAC